AUGGUGGAGAUGUGGGAGGCUCAGUUCGUGGGCUUGCUGCUUCUGCAACUGCUGUGUGUGGCUCCAGCUUCAGGGCCUGAGGCAGAGGUCUCGGUCGUGUGGGCCGAGGAAGGGGCUCCUGCCCAGCUCCCCUGCAGCCCCACAAUCCCUCUCCAGGAUCUCAGCCUUUUGCGAAGAAGAGGGGUCACUUGGCAGCAUCAACCAGACAGUCCAGUCAGGAGAAGACAAAGAUGGCACCGGGCAGGGGAGGUGAAGACGCGGGAAGUGGAGGGACUCCUGGAGUGUGCAGGAGGUCGACUGAACUUGGGGAUUCAGGAGAGAAGAGGUGUGACUCUUAAGUCUCUGGCUGCUCUGGCAGGAGGCACCACCAUGAUCAUGGAUUUCGCUAUCCCUCAGAAAGGGGGUUCCCUCAUCGAGGCCUUCGAGACCUGGCGAAGCUGGGCUGAUCCCAAAGUCUGCUGUGACUACAGCCUUCACGUGGCAGUGACGUGGUGGAGUGACCAGGUUAAAGAAGAGAUGAAAAUCCUUACCCAAGAUAAAGGUGUUAACUCUUUCAAGACAUUUAUGGCGUACAAAGAUCUGUACAUGGUGAGGGACGCAGAACUGUAUGCCGCCUUCUCUCAGUGCAAGGAAAUUGGAGCAGUUGCUCAGGUCCAUGCAGAAAACGGAGACUUAAUUGCAGAGGGAGCAAAGAAGAUGUUGGCAUUGGGGAUAACAGGCCCCGAGGGCCACGAGCUGUGCCGCCCGGAAGCAGUGGAGGCCGAGGCCACGCUGAGAGCCGUCACCGUCUCCAGCGCCGUGAACGGCCCCCUGUACGUCGUGCACGUGAUGAGCAAGUCUGCGGCCAAGGUGAUAUCCGACGCGAGGAGAGACGCUUGUGGAGAGACUCCAGAACAAAUUAGAGCACCAAGGGGUAUAAUCACGAGCCCAGGCUGGCCUUCUGAAAAUCCUGCCAAAGUCAACUGUAGCUGGUUCAUAAGGGCAAACCCAGGGGAAAUCAUUACUAUAAGUUUUCAGGAUUUUGAUAUUCAAGGGUCCAGAAGAUGCAGUUUGGACUGGUUGACGAUAGAAACAUACAAGAAUAUUGAAAGUUACAGAGCUUGUGGUUCCACAAUUCCACCUCCAUAUAUCUCUUCACAAGAUCAUGUCUGGAUCAGGUUUCAUUCAGACAACAGCAUCUCUAGAAAGGGUUUCAGACUGGCAUAUUUUUCAGGGAAAUCUGAGGAACCAAACUGUGCUUGUGAUCAGUGUUGUGGUAACGGAAAUUGUAUACCAGAAGCCUGGAAAUGCAAUAACAUGGAUGAGUGUGGAGAUAGUUCCGAUGAAGAGAUCUGUGCCAAAGAAGCGAAUCCUCCAACAGCUGCUGCUUUUCAGCCCUGUGCUUACAACCAGUUCCAGUGUCUUUCCCGUUUCACCAAAGUUUACACUUGUCUCCCUGAAUCCUUAAAAUGUGAUGUGAACAUUGACUGCCUUGACCUAGGAGAUGAGAUAGACUGUGAUGUGCCAACUUGUGGGCAAUGGUUAAAAUAUUUUUAUGGUAUUUUCUAUUCUCCCAAUUAUCCACUUUUUUUAUUCCACUUUUAUCCUCCUGGAAGCAAUUGCUCUUGGUUAAUAGACACUGGUGAUCAUCGUAAAGUCAUUUUGAGCUUCACUGACUUUAAACUUGAUGGUACUGGUUAUGGUGACUAUGUCAAAAUAUAUGAUGGAUUAGAGGAAAAUCCACACAAGCUUUUGCGUGUGUUAACAACUGCUUUUGAUUCUCAUGCACCUCUUACAGUUGUUUCUUCUUCUGGACAGAUAAGGGUACAUUUUUGUGCCAAUAAAGUGAACACUGCAAGGGGAUUUAAUGCUACUUACCAGCUAGAUGGCUUCUGUUUGCCAUGGGAAAUACCCUGCGGAGGUAACUGGGGGUGUUAUACUGAGCAGCAGCGUUGUGAUGGAUAUUGGCAUUGCCCAAAUGGAAGGGAUGAAAUCAAUUGUACCAUGUGCCAUAAGGAAGAAUUUCCAUGUUCUCGAAAUGGCGUGUGUUAUCCUCGUUCUGAUCGCUGCAACUAUCAGAAUCAUUGCCCAAAUGGAUCAGAUGAAAAAAACUGCUUCUUUUGCCAGCCAGGAAAUUUUCAUUGUAAAAAUAAUCGUUGGUUUGAAAGCUGGGUAUGUGAUUCUCAAGAUGACUGUGGUGAUGUGAGCGAUGAGGAGAACUGCCCAGUAAUUGUGCCUACCAGAGUCACAACUGCAGCCGUCAUAGGGAGCCUUAUUUGUGGCUUGUUACUCGUCAUUGCACUGGGAUGUACUUGUCAGCUUUAUUCUCUGAGAAUGUUUGAAUGAAGGUCUUUUGAAACAUAGUUGUCAAGAGUGGAAGCAGAAUUGUUAAGAAGAGAAGCCCCUCCCUCUUAUGGACAAUUGAUCGCUCAGGGUUUAAUACCACCAGUUGAAGACUUUACUGUUUGUUCGCUUAAUCAGGUGUAUUAUCUUUUCUUUUCUGUUUUGGAAAAUCUGAGGCUAGCUGUACGAUCUCAGCUUGGAUUUACUUCAUUCAGGCUUCCUAUGGCAGGCAGAUCCAGCAACAUUUGGAAUCGUAUUUUUAAUUUUGCAAGAUCACGUCAUUUGGGGUCAUUGGCUUUGGUCUCAGCAGAUGGAUUUGAGGUUGUCCCUAGUCAGAGUACCAACAGAGAAUCUGAAAGAAGUCAUACUCACAGAAGUUUCUUUUCCUUGGAGUCUGAUGAUACAGACACAGAAAAUGAGAGAAGAGAUGCAGCAGGAGCAUCUGGUGGCGUUGCAGCUCCUUUGCCCCCAAAAGUCCCUCCCACAACAGCAGUAGAAGCAGCAACAGGAGCAUGUGGAAGUUCCUCAACCCAGACUACUCGAGGUGGUCAUGCGGAUAAUGGAAGGGAUGUGACAAGUGUGGAACCCCCAAGUGUGAGUCCAGCAAGUCACCAGCUUACAAGCGUGCUAAGUCGUGUGACUCGGGGGCUACGUUGUGUACGUUUUACAUUAACGCGAUCAAGCUCCAUAAAUCAGAACCAGAGUCCUUUGAGACAACUUGAUAAUGGGGUAAAUGGAAGAGAAGAAGAUGAUGAUGUUGAAAUGCAAAUUCCAGUUGCUGACGGAGCUUCAGACUUUGAUGUGAAUGACUGCUCCAGACCUCUUCUUGAUCUUGCCUCAGAUCAAGGACAAGGGUUUAGACAACAAUAUAGUGCAACAAACCCUGGAGUAAGGCCAAGUAAUCGAGAUGGCCCCUGUGAGCGCUGUGGAAUUGUCCACACUGCCCAGAUACCACACACUUGCUUAGAAGCAACUAUGAAAAAUGAAACGAGUGAUGAUGAGGCUUUGUUACUUUGUUAGGUACGAAUCACAUAAGGGAGAUUGUAUACAGGUUGGAGCAAUAUCCAUUCAUUUUUUUGUAACUUUACAAUUAAACUAGUUUUAGUUUAAAAAGAAAAAAGAU
Cynocephalus volans (Philippine flying lemur) is the source of this 3445-nucleotide messenger RNA. Its product is annotated as low-density lipoprotein receptor-related protein 12-like. The record is from RefSeq and is a predicted model, not a curated record. NCBI's taxonomy places the organism in Eukaryota, Metazoa, Chordata, Mammalia, Dermoptera, Cynocephalidae. Gene Ontology annotation, molecular function: protein binding; dihydropyrimidinase activity. Gene Ontology annotation, biological process: pyrimidine nucleobase catabolic process.